Messenger RNA from Cantharellus anzutake, 162 nucleotides. RefSeq lists its product as uncharacterized. The transcript has a single exon. NCBI's taxonomy places the organism in Eukaryota, Fungi, Basidiomycota, Agaricomycetes, Cantharellales, Hydnaceae. The annotation marks the transcript as partial. Gene Ontology annotation, biological process: mitochondrial respiratory chain complex IV assembly. Gene Ontology annotation, cellular component: mitochondrion. The record is from RefSeq and is a predicted model, not a curated record.
UGCGAUCCUCUCGUGAGGCAGCUAAAGUCCUGCCUAAUGAAAUCAGACUGCGUUGUCAAGGAGGGCCAUCUGCCGAGCGAAUGUAUGAAAGAUCGGGUAUUGUUCGAUUCAUUACCGGAUGACUGCAAGCAUCUCAGGAAGGCCUUGUGGGAUUGUAAGCGA